Molecule: messenger RNA, 1707 nt
Organism: Hansenula ciferrii
Lineage: Eukaryota; Fungi; Ascomycota; Saccharomycetes; Phaffomycetales; Wickerhamomycetaceae
Exons: 1
Coding region: 1-1707 (568 amino acids)
Biological process (GO): transmembrane transport
Cellular component (GO): membrane
Molecular function (GO): myo-inositol:proton symporter activity
Source: RefSeq, a predicted model, not a curated record
AUGACUGAGGAAAAACUUCAAGAACCAAGUGAAAUCAAUUCAAUUGAUCAUAGUUCAUCAGAAACUAUUUUGAAACCUCAAGACGUUUUCAAGACUAAUUUACCAGAAAAUGAAAUAUUACAAGAAGUAAACUCAAUUAUAAUUGAUAAUGACUUGGAAGAUUAUAGAAAUUUAAUUACAAGAGGUGCAUUAUUAGCAAAUAAUCCAAAUUUAAUUGAUAAUGGUGAUUAUACCCAGGAUGAACAAAAAUCAAUCAAGAGGGAGACAACUCAUCCAAUUUGGUCAUUAUCAUUCCAUAUGAUCUUAGCUGCAUUAACAACUUCAUUUGCUGCUGUUAAUUUUGGUAUGGAUGAAUCUGCAGUUGGUGGUGCUCAAUUACAAUAUAACGUACAAUUUGGUAUUAAAGAUGUGAAUUUACAAGGAUUUGUUGUUGCAGCACCUUAUUUAGCUGCUGCAAUAAUUGGAUGUCCAUUAACCGUGGUUUUAAAUAAUAAAUAUGGUAGGAAAUGGAUCAUAUUAUUAAGUUGUUUUAUUGGAUUUAGUGGAUCUCUUUGGCAAGCUUUUGCAAAUGGUACUGCAGCUUUAUUAAUUGGUAGAUUAUAUUUAGGUAUUGGAAUGGGGUUAAAUUCUGCUACUGUUCCAAUAUAUACAGCUGAAUGUUCACCUGCAGUCUCAAGAGGUGCAAUUUUAAUGUUAUGGCAAACUUUUAUUGCAUUUGGUGUAUGUUUAGGCUCAGUUUUCAAUAGAGCUUUUGUUGAAAUCAAUGGAUCAUUAUCAUGGAGAUUAAUGAUUGGUUCAUCAUGUGUUGCACCUGUGAUUUGUGGGGCUUUAGUUUUAUUACCACCAGAAAGUCCAAGAUGGCUUAUUAGUCAAAAUAGAGUUAAAGAUUCAUUUGAAUCGAUUAUCAAAUUAAGAUCUUCUAAAAUAUCAGGGUCAAAAGAUUUCUAUAUUUUAUUUGAAUCAUUAAAAUUUGAAAAUCAAUUGAAAAUUGAUGAUACUACAUUAUUCAAACAGUUUGUUGAUUUAUUUAAAUAUAAACGUAAUAGAUUUGCCUUAUGGGUUUCAUUUUUAGGUAUUUUCGGUCAACAAUAUGGUGGUGUAAAUAUUCUUGUUAAUUAUACACCAACAAUUUUAACAAGUGCAGGUGUUGAUUCAAUUACAGCAAUUGCCGGGUCAAUUGGUAUUGGUGGUGGUUGCUUUUUAGCAACUUUUUUAUCAACUCAAUUAAUUGAUAGAUUUGGUAGACGUAAAAUGUUAAUUUAUACAUUACCAGUUGAAGGUUUAUGUUUAUUUUGGUUAGGUGGAAUUUUAAAUAUUGAAAAUAAUAAUAUUAGAUUAGGUUUAGGAUUAACUGCAAUGUAUGUAUUUGUGUUUUUCUAUGGUUGGGGUAUUGGACCUGUUUCAUUUACAUUAGUUGCAGAAACACCAGCUUUACCAGUUAGAGCUGCUCAUAGUGCAUUAUUAAUGGGUGUUAAUUGGUUAUUAUGUUUUUGUUUAAGUAUGACAUGGCCCAAGAUGAGUUCUACAAUGACAACUUCAGGUGGGUUAUAUUUUUAUGGUGCAUGGAAUUUUAUAUUAGCAAUUCUAGUAUUUUUUUAUUUACCAGAGACAAAACGUUUUACAUUGGAAGAAUUAGAUGAAAUAUUUAAAAUUGGUGCAACUAAUUUUGCCACAAGGAAACUACAUGGAUUAUUUCAUAAAAAUUAA